This is a messenger RNA of Closterium sp. NIES-65, 549 nucleotides long. The record is from the annotation of a GenBank genome assembly. NCBI's taxonomy places the organism in Eukaryota, Viridiplantae, Streptophyta, Zygnematophyceae, Desmidiales, Closteriaceae.
AUGGAGGCCCUUUCUGACUUCGCCAACUAUCUGACACGUGGCGUGCAGCGACGGGUGGAGAUGAUGGUGGCGUACAAGGUGGAGGCCAAGCUCGACGGAUACAUCCCUGACGGAUUCUCAUACACGGACGCCAUCAAGAUGCAGAUUGCUAUUUACAUCGCCAAGGGGCUCGUCGCCCCGUACUUCCCCCCAGAGGACGCCGAGGAAGAGGCUCGGGAGGCGGAGGAGGAGGCUCGGAAGAGGCUCGAGGAGGAGAAGCGGAAGCAGCAGGAGGGGCAGGAGGGCGGCGGGUUCUGGAGUUUGUUUUCGUGGGACGAUGGGGAGGAGGAGGAGGAGCAGAAGGAGGAGAAGAAGGAGGCUGAGUCGUACCUUAUGAGCUUCUUCCACAAGAAAGUGGAUGAGAAGUCAGCGGCAGCAAAGGCAGAGGCAGAGAGGAUCGCGACAGCACGAUACGCACAGAAGAAGGCCGAAGCAGAGGACGCGGCGAAGGAGGAGGAAGAGGAGCAGGGCGUGCUUGCCACUAUUAGCAACUUCUUCAGCUCCAGCUAG